AUGAAUGUCUCUGGUCCUGUCACAGUCUUCAUCAUAGAAGGACUGCAAGAGAAAAAAAGUCUCAUGUUUGGUGUUUUUCUAACCGUGUAUGUUGUGGUUCUAUGUGGCAAUGGCAUGAUUAUAUAUCUGGUGAGGACAGACUCUAAACUGCAAACUCCUAUGUAUUUCUUUCUUCAUAACCUCUCUUUCUCAGACAUAGUGUAUACAUCCGUAACUAUACCAAACAUGCUCUCCGGCUUACUAAAAGAGGAGCACACCAUCUCCAGAACCGGUUGCUUAUUGCAGAUGUACUUUUUCCUCUCUAUGGCUGUGACCGGUCGCUCUAUCUUAACAGUAAUGGCUUUCGACCGUUACAUAGCCGUGUGUAACCCCCUGCGCUACGGCUCCAUCAUGACCAAGCCACUGUGCGUCCUCCUGGUAGUGGCCGCAUGGUGCUUUGGGAGUGCAGUCGUCCUGCCGCCCCUUUCCAUGGCCGUCACGUUGCCCUUCUGCGGGCCUAACAGGGUCAAGCAUGUCUUCUGCGACCAUUCCUCCGUGGUGAGGCUGGCAUGCGCCGACACGAGCGUGAACAGUGUCGUGUCUCUAACUCUCGCGCUGUUCGUCCUCAUUGGCACGCUCUGUCUCAUCUUGGCCUCGUACGCGUGCAUAGGUAAGACGGUGCGCGGCAUGGGGCAGACGGAGAGGAUCAAGGCGUUCGCCACCUGCGCCUCUCAUCUAACGGUAGUCUGCAUCUCGUACGUGUCGGCCACGUGCGUGUAUGUCUCGUACCGCGUGGCCACGUUCUCCCCUGACGCGCGCAUGAUAGUGGCGGUUCUGUACUCGGUUCUGACCCCUCUGCUCAAUCCCAUCAUUUACAGUCUGAGGAACAAGGAGCUGUGGGAGGCCCUGACGAGAGCCCUCAGUAAGUGUCCUGCCGUGUCGCGCUCUCGCAGGAAAACAAUCCCCACUUUAUACUGA
This is a messenger RNA of Sardina pilchardus (European sardine), 957 nucleotides long. RefSeq names its product olfactory receptor 6N1-like. The transcript has a single exon. Gene Ontology annotation, cellular component: plasma membrane. Bases 1 to 957 code for a protein of 318 amino acids. The record is from RefSeq and is a predicted model, not a curated record. Gene Ontology annotation, molecular function: G protein-coupled receptor activity; olfactory receptor activity. NCBI's taxonomy places the organism in Eukaryota, Metazoa, Chordata, Actinopteri, Clupeiformes, Clupeidae. Gene Ontology annotation, biological process: detection of chemical stimulus involved in sensory perception of smell; G protein-coupled receptor signaling pathway.